AUGUUGGAGAACCGGGAGGAGCUGACCACGGUGCGUGUUCAGGACCCCCGGGUGCAGAACGAAGGCUCCUGGAACUCCUAUGUGGAUUACAAAAUCUUCCUCCACACCAACAGCAAGGCCUUUACUGCCAAGACCUCAUGCGUGCGGCGCCGGUACCGGGAAUUCGUGUGGCUGAGGAGGCAGCUCCAGAAGAAUGCUGGCUUGGUGCCUGUCCCAGAGCUGCCCGGGAAAUCCACCUUCUUUGUGGGCAGCACCGAUGAAUUCAUCGAGAAGCGGAGACAAGGGCUGCAGCAGUUCCUGGAGAAGGUCGUGCAGAACGUGGUCCUCCUCUCCGACAGCCGGCUGCACCUCUUCCUGCAGAGCCAGCUCUCCGUCCCCCAGAUAGAGGCGUGUGUGCAAGGCCAGGGCUCGCAGACGGUGACCGGCGCCAUCCUGCACUACGCCAUGUCCAACUGCGGCUGGGUGCAGGAGGAGGAGAGCCGCCCCGCUCUGCUCCCGGGAGGGGACCCACACGGCAG
This is a messenger RNA of Leptosomus discolor (cuckoo roller), 518 nucleotides long. NCBI's taxonomy places the organism in Eukaryota, Metazoa, Chordata, Aves, Leptosomiformes, Leptosomidae. The record is from RefSeq and is a predicted model, not a curated record.